Messenger RNA from Juglans regia (Persian walnut), 1422 nucleotides. RefSeq lists its product as uncharacterized. The transcript has a single exon. The record is from RefSeq and is a predicted model, not a curated record. Bases 440 to 1342 code for a protein of 300 amino acids. Lineage: Eukaryota; Viridiplantae; Streptophyta; Magnoliopsida; Fagales; Juglandaceae.
CCCAGUAGUUGCCGUUUCUGCAUUGUUGGCCAACUUGCCGUUUCUACUCUCUUUCUCCCUCCCCAACGCGCGAUCCCCCGCCCCCCCAAAACAUGUGACAGUGGUACAAAAAUUACAAACUACCUCUCCUACCGCAGUUCUCUUGUUUCUUUAUUGCUCAAUCUAAUUUUGUUUGGGUCAGUUCUGAGUUGUACUUGGCAGAGACUUUCCCAGUGAAGCAAAUCUAAGUCCUCUCUCUCUCUCUCUCUCUCAUAUAUUCUUGAAACAUUCGGAUGAUGGGUGCUUGGGUUCACCUUCUGUCGUUGAGGUAGAAGACCCCCUCUUGUGUUACUCUUGCACUCUCUACAUUUUGUUAUCUAGCAGUGAAAUAUCAACGUUUUGCUUAGUAACAUCGUAGAGAAAUCAGAAAGAGAGUUUCUUAGUGCUUGAUUUUGUUAUCAUGAGGGAUUUUCCUUCCUGUUUCGGUGAAAAUGGCGUCCAAGUCGCUGAUUCAUCCUCUUCAAGUGCAGCCAAAGCGGCUCAAAAUGUGGUUACCUGUGUCUAUCGGUGUAAAUUGCGGGGUCGUUGCUUGAUCACUAUUACAUGGACCAAGACUUUGAUGGGUCAAGGCCUUAGCGUUGGGAUUGAUGAUUUGGCCAAUCAAUGCCUUCGUAAGGUUGACAUAAAGCCCUGGUUGUUCUCUAAGCGAAAAGGGUCUAAGAAUUUAGAGGUGGAUUCUUGUACAAUCCAGAUUUACUGGGACUUGGCUAAUGCUAAAUUUGGUUCUGGGCCUGAACCAUUGGAGGGAUUCUAUUUAGCUCUUGUGUUUAACCAAGAAAUGGUUCUACUUCUUGGGGAUUUGAAAAAAGAGGCAUAUAAGAAGAUUGAGGCUGACCCUGUACUUCACUCCAAUGCCAUUUUUAUUGCUAAGAGAGAGCACCUUUUCGGGAAGAGAUUUUAUGGUUCAAAGGCUCAGUUUUGCGAUAAGGGACAGAUGCACGAUGUCACAAUUGAGUGUGACACUGUUGGGCUAAAUGACCCAUGUCUUGUGAUUCGGAUUGAUAGUAAAAUGGUGAUGCAGGUAAAGAGGCUGAAGUGGAAGUUCAGGGGCAAUCACACCAUUGUGGUGGAUGGCCUUCCAGUUGAAGUGUUUUGGGAUGUCCACAAUUGGCUCUUUGGUAAUGCUAUGGGCAAUGCUGUUUUCAUGUUCCAAACUUGCCUCUCUGCUGACAACUUGUGGGGUGCCAGUCACUGCACUUUUGACCCUUCUGUAUUAACUUGGUCAUGCCCUCAGCAAAUUAGCGAUUCCAAUUCACAAGGUCUUGUUUUCUCACUUGUUCUGUAUGCUUGGAAGCAUGAAUAGAAAGUGUUAUUUUCAUCUUUUUUGAGUUUCAACAAAUACCUGUAGUUGUGGUUUUGAUAAUAGAAUGUGAUUGAAAUACA